AUGUCUGAUCAGGAGAGGGAUGAUAUCCCAAUGCUGUUAAGAAAUAUUGAACUACCAAGAUUUCCCAGAAGUACAUCUAUGUGUAUGCCGGUCAGGGACGAGGAUUAUGAAGAAGACACUUACGUGCCCCAUACCGGACCUCUAUCGAGUCAGCCGUCGAGCCAGGUUGCAGCAGCAGGCAAUCCGUUUGUUGUUAGCAGGCACACACCGGAUAAUAGGCCGCCACGACAUCCGCAGGUAAAACAAGUCAGCAAGCCGCAAGCCGUCAUGCCAGAAGACGCUGGAGGAAACAGGUGGUCUCAUGGUGGAGAUAUUCCAAAGAAUGAACAUUUGAUGAUGUCUGGACCUUUGGGACAAUGUGAUAAUCCCGACUGUGUCCAUUGCCCUCCUGUGUGCAAAAACAAGAGGCAUUUCCAACGGGCUCCAAAUCAUUUUGACAAUAAGCUUCAUAAUAUUCUCUAUAGUCACCAUCGUGGUUGGAAGAAGAGAAUUGAGCGUUUCCUUUCGUACAUUCCGAUUAUGAACCCACAUGCGAAGGUUGUUCAACAAUGGAAUCAAUUCUUUGUGAUAUCAUGCCUGGUUGCCAUCUUCAUCGACCCCCUGUUUUUCUUCCUGUUGUCAGUAGAGAAGGAUAAGAAAUGCAUAGUAUUCAACUGGAAGUUGGCGACAGGACUUGCCGUUGUGAGAAGUGUUUCUGAUGCUAUUUAUUUUCUGCACAUGCUUCUUCAGUUCAGACUGGCUUAUGUAGCUCCAGAGUCAAGAGUAGUGGGAGCUGGAGAUUUAGUUGACGAGCCAAAGAAAAUAGCUGUUCAUUAUCUUCGUGGUUAUUUUUUACUUGAUUUCUUCGUUGUGCUUCCACUCCCUCAGGUGAUUAUAUUGGCGAUUAUCCCUAGAUCUUUUGGCUUAUCAACAACAGCAGAUGAUGCCAAGAAUUAUUUGCGUGUCAUUAUUCUUCUUCAAUAUGUCCCCCGCAUCAUCAGAUUUGUACCAUUGCUCGGUGGUCGUCAGUCUGCCACUGGAUUCAUAUUUGAGUCAGCAUGGGCUAAUUUUGUGAUUAAUCUUCUAAUGUUUGUUUUAGCGGGUCAUGUCGUCGGUUCAUGUUGGUACCUUUUUGGAUUACAGAGGGUUAACCAAUGCCUACAAAAUGCUUGUUCUGCGUCAAACAUUUCGUCGUGUAAGGUUUUCCGAGACUGUGGACUCAACUUUGAUAUUGGAGGGCAGAAUGAGCAAAUUAGUCAGCAAUGGUUUAAUGAGCCAGCCUCAACAGCUUGUUUUGACACUGGGAAUGAUACUAAUUUCCAGUAUGGGAUUUAUCAGCAAGCUGUUCUGCUGGCUACGAAACACAGUGCUGUUACACGCUAUGUAUAUUCAUUAUUUUGGGGUUUUCAGCAAAUCAGUACUUUGGCUGGAAAUCUUAUCCCAAGUUACUUCGAAGGGGAAGUCCUCUUCACUAUGGCUAUUGUUGGUUUGGGACUGUUGCUUUUUGCACUACUCAUCGGGAACAUGCAAAAUUUUCUCCAAGCUCUUGGAAGCCGGAAACUAGAGAUGCAACUUAGACGGCGUGAUGUUGAGCAGUGGAUGAGCCAUAGACGACUGCCUGAAGAUUUGAGAAGGAGGGUUAGACAUGCAGAAAGGUUCACCUGGGCGGCCACUCAAGGAGUAAAUGAAGAGGAGCUCUUAAGUAAUUUACCAGAAGAUAUUCAAAGGGACAUACGUCGACAUUUCUUUAGAUUCCUUAAUAGGGUUCGAUUGUUCACCUUGAUGGAUUGGCCUAUCUUGGAUGCUAUCUGUGAUAAAUUAAGACAAAACUUAUAUAUCAGUGGAAGUGACAUUCUUUAUCAAGGUGGCCCUGUUGACAAAAUGAUCUUCAUAGUGAGAGGCAAGCUAGAAAGCAUCAGUGCAGAUGGAAGCAGGGCUCCGUUACAAGAUGGAGAUGUAUGUGGAGAGGAACUCCUCACAUGGUACUUGGAACACUCUUCAACAAAUAAAGAUGGCGGGAAAAGUAGAUUUCAUGGUAUGCGUUUGGUUGCUAUACGUACCGUGCGAUGCUUAACGAAUGUUGAAGCUUUUGUACUUCGAGCAAGUGAUCUUGAACAAGUUACUGGACAAUUUGCACGGUUCUUGCGCAAUCCGAGAGUGCAGGGGGCUAUCAGGUAUGAAUCACCCUACUGGAGGACCAUCGCUGCAGCGCGCAUCCAAGUCGCAUGGAGAUAUCGUAAGAGAAGACUAAAGCGAGCUGAAAAAUCAAGGCCAAGCGAAGAACCCGGUCGUAUACCGGGUACAUGUUCUCAGUAUGCUUUUCAGCCUGGACAGAGGGGGUGA
Molecule: messenger RNA, 2322 nt
Organism: Triticum turgidum subsp. durum (durum wheat)
Lineage: Eukaryota; Viridiplantae; Streptophyta; Magnoliopsida; Poales; Poaceae
Source: the annotation of a GenBank genome assembly